AUGUACCUGCAUCGUAUCAUAUCGUAUCGUCUCUUUACUGUCAACUCUGUGAGCUCUUCCCAAGAAUAUCCGCCGCAUCGCAUUUCAUGUAGCCUCGUCCUUGAUGCUGCAAUUUGCAUCUGCUUUGUCGCAUCAAUGCUUUCCCGAGCGGCAAAGGCUCCGCGCGUCUAUUGGGCCAACCGACUGGCCUCGUCUAUCUUGCGUGAGAGAACAACGCUAAGCCAUUUCUACGGCCGUGAAGAUUGGCUGCAGCAGCGAUGCUACAGCUCCGAUCCCGUCAUCCACAGCAAAGAAAGCGUGGAGGCGCUGAUAUCGGGCCGAAUCAGCACAAAGGAGUUUCAUAAAUCACUUAACAAAGCAUCCAAGAAGCCGUCUCGAAGAGGGUCUCUUCGCCACGGGAAGGGCGCAAGCAACAGACGCCGUAAUAGAGACGAGGAGAUACCCGACUGGGGGCUUGCGACGGCUCCAAACGAUACGAAUAUCAAAAUAGACGCAAAAGCAGAAGUUGUACAAGAGCGUUCAAAGGGGAAAGAGAUUGCAGAAAGGCUUUCAGAAGCUCAAGAAGAAGCUCAUGAAGAAAAAGAUGAAGAAGCUCAUGAAGGAAAAGAGGAAGAAGCUCAAGAUGCGCUUGCAAAAGCACUGGCAGAGGAGGCGGAUCGAUUGGAGCGAGCUGAAGCUGAAGCACAGGAUUAUUCUUCUGCUUCAGAUUUUAUCCCCCUUUCUAUGGAUUUUGACCAAUCUAGGCCAGAAGAAGAAAGGAGCAAGCUUAACCCAAGUUUCCAAGACGAGCGCAUCCAAUCCAGGAGCGUCUCUGUUGCGGCUCUUGGGAAGCAGAUUGAGGCAAUCAUGUUGAAGAACCCCAACGAAAUGAAGAAACCAAAGAGGCCCGCGCGGAGGAUCCAGGACAAGGCGCCAGAAGCCAAAGUAAAGCUCGAUGCCGAACGGGACCUCAUGAUGGAGGAAGUCGAAGAGAGCAACGAAGAAGCACUGGAAGCUGCGUUGAAGCACAUUGGCGACCUGCGGCCUGUUGAUCGGACAAUCCUACCCAUGAAAGAUUUUGAUGCUCUGGCGAAUUCUCUGUUGGAUGGCUUCAAGUCCAGCCAACUCACCAGAUACUAUAACCGGGAACGCCUGACAGCUCACAACCAAAGCUUGCAGAAGUUGCCUUCAUAUUCUUGGAUUGACAAUCUAAGCUCCUGGGAGCCCGCCAAACCCGACCACUGGGGGCCACUUAGGCCUAAGCAGCGCCUGGUGAUUCUGAUUAUGCAAACCAUCUGGAAUCUCGAGGUCAAGGAGCAAGUCGAAGGCCUUGGCAGGACUCUUGUCUGGCUGGAGCCUCGCAUCUUCCAGCUGAUUGCUCCUCCCAGUAGCUCCAUUCUAGAGCAAGUUUCGAAAGACUUCCUGUACGAGUCCAACAAGGAGAAGAUUACUGCAAGCUUCGAUGAUAGCCGGAUCAACAUUUAUGCUCAAAAAUCGACCGUCCCCGUCAUUCUCUCCCAUCUUGAUGAGAUUGUCAAAUCGACCCGCCACCAGAAGAUUUCUUCCAACCACGUUGAAGGCAAUGAUCUGGACGAGCAGCUACUCAAAGAGCUAGAACAAAUUACAAAGACACAUAUCCAGUUUAACAAGAGCGAUAAAGAGCUCGAAAUCUCAUGGCUUGAAAGUCAAACCCCAUCAUCAUCGCCCGAAAGCAACAAAAACAUAGAAACCCCCGCUGAUAUCGCUCUGCGGCUACUACUGGAGCAGCCGAGCAAAGACGAAAACAGCGUGCAUAUUAUAACGCCAUCGGAAGUUGACAAGGCAAAGGAUGGAUCUUUUAUUAGCCACCACAGAGAACGCAGGAGUAUGCGCUGGAAGGAUAAGCUGAAGCCGUGGUCCAGAUAUGUCCAUCCCGUCGGCCAAACCACCACUGCAAGAGACGAUAUCUCAGAACACCUGCUUGAGGCAACCUCUUUACCCGCUUCAUCACACUUCAAAGCUAAGAAAGAAGCUGAAUUGUUACUUACGACGGCAUCAUUCGGACAUGUCCUCCACGGCAAGGGUUCCCGUACAACGACUUCCAUGGCCAAACACCGCCGACUUCUCUCUCCAGUCCUCCCUCACCCUGCAUCCUUUACCUCCAUUGUGGACGAAAAUCAACCUGUGACACAGCGCACAACUAUCACCCUCAACUUUUCUCCCGACCCCCAGCAUCAUUCUAAUGACACGAGCUCAAAGCUCCCCAGUGUCCAGCUGCAGCUGCCUGUUGAUCCUGUCACCGACAUUGCCGACUCUUCCCUCCCCUCUGGUUCGACUCUCUUUGGCAUUGCCGCACAUUCCGUUAGCGACAUCCUGCUGCCCACCGAAAGCGUAGACAUUCGCCUGACGCAGCAGCGUCUCCUGCCGCUCGACGCGAGCCAAGAACCCAUCAAAGAGUUCCUAUCUCACUGCGAGUUCGAUCUCCCAAAAGGCAUACUGAGAACACCCAGUAAAAUCACAUUUUCAAUCCCCAAGGCCUGGGCCGCCGACCCAAAGGCAAAGCGCAAGCCUUCCAAAACAGCCAUCAUCAACGCCCCGUACAUCUUUAUGGGACUGGAGACGCAUCAAAUCGUCGAAAUCGAAUUCCAUGGCCACAAUCUACGCUGCGAAAGCAUCGAUGCGGGUCGCCACGGUGGUCAAAGACAAGAGCUGUCUCUCCAAGCCGGUCCUCCUAUACGAGGAAGCGAUGGAGAGCAAGACAAGGCACCGUUUGAGCUCAACGAGGAAGAAGCGUCUGCGUUCAUAUCUCUAGUUGGAGAGAUAGCCACAGGCAAGUACUUCUCGUGGCACAACGGCUCUGAGCUGGUGCGAGAGCUUUCAGACGAGUCACUUGGGUUUGAUGAGCUGGAAGUGCUUGAUGACGAAGCAAUCGAUGAGCUGUCGUCAUUAGAAGCUGGAUAUUCUGAAGAUGCCCAGAGCUCAGAAUCCGAGCUUUUGUAA
Molecule: messenger RNA, 2958 nt
Organism: Trichoderma gamsii
Lineage: Eukaryota; Fungi; Ascomycota; Sordariomycetes; Hypocreales; Hypocreaceae
Exons: 3
Coding region: 1-2958 (985 amino acids)
Cellular component (GO): mitochondrial inner membrane
Source: RefSeq, a predicted model, not a curated record